AAAACCCCAAGUGGCAAGAAACCAAACAUUCAAACAAAAACAUUCAUAUCAUAUAUAAAUCACAACAAAUCUUCAAAAAUCAACUUCCAUAUCAUGAAAAACUUUUCUUACUUUUUCUCUCCAACCAAACAAUAUCAUCAUCAUCAUGUCUCGUUGGAACAUAAGGAGAAAGCUUUCUCCGGCAAAGAGAGCAUGGAAAACCAUCACAACAAGACUACAACCGAAGAUCCUUGACAUCAUCAACCUCAUCAAACACUCAAACAUCCCAACUGCCAUCAAAACGACAAGUCGUCGCCUCCUCUACACCCUCAGCUCCUUUCUCCCCACCAAACUCCGGUCCAUCUCCAACCCCUCCUCAGCCACCUUCCGCCGCCGCCAGACCACCACAAGCAACCACAACUACAGCUACAACUACUCUCACCAACCAGUCUACAAGAACUUCCCGGCCAUACACAUCGACGAGCUCUUCCCUUACUCCACAGGUGAGCAGCCACGUGGCCUUGUCUCCGCCACAGCCGGUGGUGGUGAUAAAAGUUUAGAGAACAAGAGUACUAAUAUUGUUCGUAGAAACACUGGAAAUAACAUUAUGUAUGGUCACGAAGCCAGUAGUAGUAAUAGGAAUAAUGAUAAGGGUAAACGAUCAGUAGUGGUUGAAGAUGGUCGUGGAGAUAAGGACAUGAAGAGAGUUGGUAGUAAUAAGAGUAUAUAUAGCGUGGAAGAGGCGUGGAUGGCGGUGGUGGCUUCGUCGCCGCAGCUCCGGGGAGUGGAUGAGAGGGCUGAGGAGUUCAUUAGUAAUUUCAGGGAAGAUAUGAAGCUUCAGAAGGAGAAGUCUAUUCUUGAGUUUCAUGAGAUGUUGAAACGUAGUGCCUAGCUAAGUUACCUAAAAUUAUCUCAUAUAUAUACAUACUUUUUUUGUUUAUAUAGAUAUACAAUAUAAACUACAUGAUAUGACAUUGGUUUAUUCUAGGAGAGCUUGAAAGUUCCAAGGCCUAUAAAGGGUUUGGAUCUUUGUUAUCAUAUUGGUUUUCAUUUCGGUUUUUGGUCUGUUUGUUUGGCUUAAGUUUGAUUAGAAAUGUUGGAAUUGUAUAGUGUGGUGACUUUUGUUCAUUUUGAGAAUUUGUAAUUGUGUGUAAGUAUUUGAUUUUUUUUGGUGUUCUCUGGUUUAUUUAACAGGGAACGAUCAAUUUUAUUUGUUUAUACUAUUUCUCUACAAAAAUGGAAUAGUUUGAAAUUCAAAAAUAA
This is a messenger RNA of Humulus lupulus (European hop), 1242 nucleotides long. RefSeq lists its product as uncharacterized. Lineage: Eukaryota; Viridiplantae; Streptophyta; Magnoliopsida; Rosales; Cannabaceae. The record is from RefSeq and is a predicted model, not a curated record. The transcript has a single exon. Bases 146 to 871 code for a protein of 241 amino acids.